Messenger RNA from Funneliformis mosseae, 1287 nucleotides. NCBI's taxonomy places the organism in Eukaryota, Fungi, Glomeromycota, Glomeromycetes, Glomerales, Glomeraceae. The record is from the annotation of a GenBank genome assembly.
AUGAACUUCAAGCAUAAAAAUGAAGCAAUUACAGACAGUUGGAUGAUUUGUGACGUUGAUGUUGUGCAUCAGACAAUUACGAAGUUCCUUAUCACAUAUAUCUACGAUCGUGUUUCGAAAGUCGGUCAGGAUGGUAAAGAUAAUCCGAAUAUAACUUCGAUAAUCUGCUAUAAUUUUGCGUCAUUGGGUAAUUGUCGAAAUUCAAAUUGCCAAAUGCAUCACGUAACUCCGACACCAUUCCUUCUGUUCCGACGCCAGAAACUUGCAAGACUCCAAUACACUGUGUGCGACAGUUGGAUCUGCCCAGAUGUUACUUACAUGGCUCUUGCCAAUCUUCCUAUUCACGUUCGUGAUGGUCUUAUAAAUGAAGCUUACAAGACAAGGUUAUUUAAUAAGUCCAAGAAUGCUAACGAUUUUGAUGUUAUGUUAAAAUACAUGUUAGUUAUUCAACAGCUGCGUGAAAAAACGGUUAUCGAAGGGUUCAAUCGGGAGAUGUCAAAAACAAAAGUACUUGCACACCCUAACGAUUUGACCAUUGGGUUUGAAUAUUACUGUGGAAAUUAUCAAGCGAUUCCAGUUGGAAGAUAUCUCUCGCAAUUUUUCUCUUUUCUUUAUAAUAAUAAAGUGAUUUCCGCAAUAAUAAGUUCAAAGUCAUUUAUUAAUUAUGCCUUAAUAAAUAUUAAACAAGUCAACCUGGUUUCAUCCGAAUCUCUUGGAGAUCUUACAUCUCUCGUGGAAUUUACAACUUCUUUGAUUUUCGCAGUUGGUCAAAAAUAUUGUGAUUUGUGUCUUCCUCGAGCCUAUCUGAUUAAUUACUUUGAAUCAUUUACUGCGAAACCACUCAUUCCAGAUCGAUAUACUUAUAGCAGAAAGAACUAUCUGUCUGCAAUCAAUAAUACGAUUGAUCAAGUUCAACAGCUUCUCGACCUUUUGUUUUGUAAAGAACAGGAUUAUUUGACAAUUAUCCUUCGUCUGAUACGGCUUUUAAUUAUUAUCGGUCUAAAUGAAUCUAAGUUUGAGCAAAAUAUCCUUAAUCUUUUCAAACAAUUUUUUAGUAAAUUCGAAAUCUUUUCUACAAAAAUCAAGAAAUACUUAAAAGAGGACGAUUUUACACGUCUCGAGAUCAUUUUACAUAACGAUCUCAAGGAGAAAUGCUGUUACUCUUUGGUCAUCGUACAUCAUCAAUGUAUUGAGGAAUUCCGUUCCUCCCUUCGAAAGAUAAUAUCCUCCGUUACCGAAAUUCCGGAAGAUAAACUAGCCUUGCUUGAUUCUUUCGUUGAAAGUUAA